Messenger RNA from Dalotia coriaria, 2106 nucleotides. It is a transcript of the gene Naglu, whose product is annotated as N-acetyl-alpha-glucosaminidase. The record is from RefSeq and is a predicted model, not a curated record. Lineage: Eukaryota; Metazoa; Arthropoda; Insecta; Coleoptera; Staphylinidae.
UUAAGCCACUCUCUCAGGCUACUAAACGGUUUCUUUGUUAUCACAAUAACCGAGUCUAAAUGCUUGUCAUCUCGUCGUUUAUUUAUUGAAUUACAUGUAAUACGAUUAGUAGUUCGUCGGUGGUUGAACCGACAAAGUGAAUACAGCUGUUUCAAGAUGAAACAAGUUUGGAUUUUGAUUUUAUUUAGUUUAUUGGGUGUUUUGUGUCCUUUAGUUUGUGGUGAUGUGAAAUUAAAAUCUAAAAAUGAUAUUGCUCUUGAAUUUUCACAACAAAGUGCUGUAGAAGGACUGAUUUCACGUUUACUGCCUGAAUACGUCGAUAAUUUUGCAAUCGAAGUGAAUUUUUCAAUGAAAAGUGACAAUAAAGAUGUUUUUAUUCUUGAAAAAGUGCUGCCUGAAAAUUUGAUUCAUAUCAAAGCCUCCUCGGGGGUGGCAGCUGCAGCUGGCCUUCAUCAUUAUCUAAAAUAUUUCUGCAAUGCACACGUUUCAUGGGAUUAUAAUCAGCUCAACAUGACAAAGUGUCAAGCGAGUGAAAUACGAACUAAUCGAGUUAAUGACAGAUAUCGAUAUUAUCAAAAUGCGUGCACGCCAAGCUACAGUUUCGUUGAUUGGAAGAAGUGGGAGCAGCACAUCGAUUGGAUGGCGCUGCAAGGAUUCAAUCUGGUACCUGCCCAAAACGGGCAGGAGGAAAUAUGGCGGCGGGUGUACAGCAAAUUGGGUUUAACCCGCGAAGAAAUCAAUGAACACAUCGCAGGACCUGCAUUUCUAGCCUGGAAUAGAAUGGGUAAUUUGCGUGGAUGGGGUGGUCCUUUGAGUAUGUCUUGGCAUGCCCAACAAGUUGAAUUAAAUCAUCGUAUUAUUAAACGUAUGAGGGAGUUUGGAAUGACAACGAUUUUACCUGCCUUUGCUGGACAAGUACCAAGAGCAUUCAAAAGAUUAUAUCCCAAUGCAACUUAUUUUGAUUUGCCAGGUUGGAAUGGUUUCAACGAUACUUAUUUAAAUUGGGUUUUAUUUUUAACUGAAUCAACUAAAGAAUUUGGCACUGAUCAUAUUUAUAAUUGUGAUACUUUCAAUGAAAUGACUCCAUUCACCACUGAUUUGGAUAAAUUACGUCAAAUCGGCGAAGCAAUUUAUUCUUCGAUGACUUCAGUCGAUCCUGAUGCGAUUUGUGUUUGUAAUACAUUUGUGGUGAAGGUUAAUGCAGGCUUUGCUUACUUCUGUUUUCUACAAGGCUGGUUAUUUUAUUACGAGAGUGAUUACUGGAUCAACGAAAGGGUUGAAAGUUUCAUUACUAGUGUACCUUUGGGAAAAAUGAUUAUUCUGGAUUUUGAAAAUCCGAGCAAAAUCUAAUAUGAACGAUUGGAUAGUGUACAGUAAGCCUUAUAUCUAGUUGCAUAUUUGCACAACUUUGGAGGAACAUUGGGAAUGUUUGGAUCGGCUGAUAUCAUUAAUAAUAGAGUUUUUGAAGCAAGAAACGCCAAAAAUUCAACACUUAUUGGAACAGGUAUUUACCCAGAAGGAAUUGAUCAAAAUUACGUCGUUUAUGAUCUUAUGGUUGAAAUGUCUUAUCGUAAGGAUGCAGCUAAUCUCUCUGAGUGGAUUAAAAAUUAUUCAAUCAGAAGAUAUGGAUUUGAAAAUGAAAAUAUUUCAAAAGCUUGGGAUAUAUUACUUAAUACGGUAUACAGUUUUAAUACCUCUGAAAUGAUGCGUGGGAAAUAUGUUUAUAAUCGAUCUCCACGAACUAAAAUCAUCCCCUGGACAUGGUACGACCAUGAAGAAUUUAACAAAGCGCAUCAUUUGUUCUUCAAUUCGUUAUCGGAUGUAUUCUCAAGCGAAAAUUGUUUGCAUGACUACGUGGACCUUACACGACAAGUGGGACAGAAUUUACUAGAUGACAUCUAUCAAGAGUUGAUUCUUGCUUUUCAAGUUAAAAAUCUGGAGAAUUUCCUUUUACUAAAAGAACAAUUUUUGCAACUGUUUGAUGUGAUGGAGACAAUUUAUCAAUUGAUAAAAUGGCGACUUUCUCAAUGGCUGACAGCAGCAAAACAAUGGGCUACUUGUGAUGAGGGAAGCCAUUUUGUUGGAGUAUAAUGCCAGAAUCAGAUC